UACCUACAGUAACCUAGGAGUCAUGUGCUGGGGUUGCCUGGGCUUUUUCUCUGCAACUUUUUGCUUUCCUGGAAUUUCACCUGCUUCAAAUCUACACCCUCAGAUGCUCCCCUCUUCUCCUCUUUGAUGGGGUUGAACUGGAGCACCUCUCCGCAGGAAAAUGCUUAGUUUUCUUUUGUCAUGAAUAUUCAGAUCUCUCUCAGCUCGGCCUCUAUUUGCUCCUGUUUACUUUAGACAGGAGUGGCCCCGUCUCCAGUUAACCUUGACAUACAGAGAGAAAGAAAGAGAGAGAGAGAGGGAGGGAGGGAGACACACAGAGAGAAAGGUGCAGCAGGAACAGGUAUGUGGCACCUCGACACACCUGUGAUGUGAAAACCGCUUUGCUACCGGUUACAGGAGAGGAACCUGCUCAUUUUGCCACAGAGAUCUACCCCAUCGUCCGGUUUCCAUCCCACCUGUUCUUCAUGUUGGUCUUUGCCCACAACGGCUGAACAUACAAUCCGGUGGUGGAACAAAGUUUAGAAGCCCCAGGGAACAGAUUAAAAGUAAGAGCAUGACGACGCCUUGAGCAAAUACCUUCUGAGGCUCUGAUAGAAGCCGCUUCAACCCAAGUCAGAAGUUGGCUUUGGACCAAGAAACCUCACGGUGAUUUCUGAGAUAAGACUUACCUCACUCCUGUGGCAAGGGCUGACAAGUCCUUCUCUGUUCACCAUGGCAGAAAACAAUUAUAGCUGGUGGAAGUUGACUUUUCUCCGGAAGAAGAAAUCCACUCCCAAGGUGCUGUAUGAAAGCCCUGACAUCUAUCCUGUUGCUAAUAAUGAAAACCAACAAGAAGGGAUGCGAGCAGAUGGUGGCAGCGACGCAAACAGUCAGCAGGAAUUCAAUGCCCGGCUGGAGAAGAUUGUGGACAAAAGCACCAAAGGCAAACACGUCAAGGUCUCCAAUUCCGGGCGCUUCAAGGAAAAGAAGAAAGUCAGGGCCACGUUGUCGGAAAACCCCAACUUUUUUGCUGGCAAUGACCGGGAUGAGAAAUGAUGGGCGAAUGAAGGAGGUGCCCAUUCAUUACCCUUGGUGGUUAUUUGGAGACGCUUCUCUGACCCUGAGAAGCCGACUGUGAAUCAAUUCCAUUACAUUUGCAAAUGAAGUUAACGAGAGGCCUGUCUGGGGCUCCAGGAUUAGGUCCCGAUUUUCACAUGAAGAGUGGAGGUUCAGAGGGAAAUGAACUUUAUUAUUGUUAUUGUUCUUUACUUUUUUUAAUUUAAGGAAUAAAAAGAAUAUUUACAUGAAAUGCAAACCUGCUGCAUAGUUAGCAGUGGAAAAAUGAAAAGCGGAAUGCGUGAGAGGACAUUUGCAGAACUGCUUCAUAUUAACCCUGCCAGACCAGACAAGGUCACUCAUCUUGGGUCGCAAAUGCUGGGAAGUGGCACCAAGAGGGAGAAGGUGGUGUGCCAUUGAGCCACCUUUGUCCUACCUCUCCUAUAAAAUAUUUUAAUAAAGGUAGGCUAUUAGUGCAACAGAAAGCUGGACUGAGACUAUUUGCCACCUGAAGCAGAGCAGUGAGUGAAAUGAUCUCCCUUCCCUGCACCCCAAGUCAAAUCAAGUUCCAUAGUUCCAAAGCCAACCAAACCCAUAGCCUCUGCCUGUCCCUAUUUGGCACAAAUGGUGUCAAUUAAUCCUCUUUCACCACACUUUUUCAGAUUAUUUAAAAAUGCUCAUUUUUGCCUCCUCCUGCUCACAUUUCUCCCCUUUGCCCGCAGCUUAUUUCAAUUGCUACAAACUGAGUCCAAAGUGAAAAACAAAACAAUUUCCACUCAACUAAUUCAUCAGGAUGAGAGGAGCAGGUGGAAUCUAACAUUUCCCUAUAAGCUCUGAAAAAAUUACGCAGCCUUUCCUAGCUUGUGUAUUCUUCCUCAUUUAUAAUAUUUGCUAUUUUGACCAUACUCUGAUCUGCUCGACAACAAGUGUCUUGGUUUUCAUCUGCUAAAUGUUGGAGGUCAUGGAUGAUUAGAUUCAGAGAUUAACAGGGGUGUAUAUGGACUACAUAUUGUGUAACUAGCUACAAAGCAAUCCAUAACAUCUGUAUAAUGCGCCCCGUAUAACUCCGUUUAUUAUGAUUACAACCAAGUUUGACUACAAAACUGGUUCUUUUGUUCCCUUCAUUUGGGAAAUUAUAUGCCUCUUGCCUUCCUUGGCCCCCUCAAAGGCUUUCAUAAAGGGAAUCAGGGUGUUGCUUGGAACAGGGCAGUAGAAUCAGGACCGAGAUAUUUUGCCAUUUGAGGUGGAGCACUAAAUGACAUCCCCACUGCCCAAUUCAAGGUCCAUAGUUUCCAGAGCAAGUCAUUUUGGCACAUGAGGAUGAAGUACUCAAGUAUUGGGGAGAAGUACAAGUACUUCUCCCCAAUCCUGGCAAUAAAAAUACAAUAUGAUAAUAAGCAAUACAGAUAGGCAACAAUUUGAUACCCUUUCAUGACAUCCAUAAUCUGCCUAUUGGUGGGGUUGACUCAUAAGUAACAACCCCGAUGCUUUCCCUUAGGGUGGGAUUUGUUCAUGCUAGCCAAAAUUGCUGUACUUCAGAGAUGAGAAAUUGUUUGUCUCUAGCGCAAAUUGAACAUUAAACCUCAAGGAGGAAGGAUUUUCUCUGCCAUGUGCCAGGGCUCACUAGUUUUGAAUCUUCAGGGACCUCUUAUUCUUAAUACUGCAUAUUUUUGUGACACAGAGGAUAGGAUUAAUUUUUUGGACAAGGACAGGAGUUUUGGUGGCAGGUAGAUGUCCCUUCUAUGUCCCUUCUAAGGAGAGCUAGACUAAAGUGAGACUGGGGAUAUAUAGCCAUCUUCUGGACUACAACUCCCAUUAAGUAUCACCAAUGACUCUAUUGGCCAGGACUAAUGGGAGUUGCACUUCAAAAGCGUCUGGAAGGUCAUGCAUUCUCCAAGCCUGGACUAGAGGAUAUUUUGAGUCUGCAUUUCUGGUUAAAUCCUAUUGAAAUAUAUGAGCAGAAGGAUUUUCAACUCUGUCCUGAGGUGCAUGCCUAAAGCUUCACCCAAACUUGUGGCAAACUUUUGUAUUAGUCCUGACUCUCAUCUGUUAAAAUGUAGGAAAGAUCUGAUAAAGCUGCUGUUUGUUUCACACACUGAAUUCAAGGUUGUCCUUUUCUCACAUUCAGUUCAGUCACCUCCAAGCCAAUUCCAGCCAACUCAGCCUGGCAAGCCAAGUGAACUUUCACUGCAAAGAAUUGUAUUAAUAACUCAACCAUGUGCUUGUAAAAAAGCUGCAGUUUUGCUGUACUUUGCACUCCUGUUUUCCUAAGCCUUGUAGCUAUUUACAUUUCUAAUGUCCCAACUGUUGUUCCAUAUGGUCCAGUUACCAAAAGGAAGGAAAAAACAAAAACAAAACAUAAA
Molecule: messenger RNA, 3398 nt
Organism: Anolis carolinensis (green anole)
Lineage: Eukaryota; Metazoa; Chordata; Lepidosauria; Squamata; Anolidae
Gene: prr15l
Product: proline rich 15 like
Exons: 3
Coding region: 712-1035 (107 amino acids)
Source: RefSeq, a predicted model, not a curated record